This is a messenger RNA of Chiloscyllium plagiosum (whitespotted bambooshark), 2398 nucleotides long. It is a transcript of the gene fgf16, whose product is annotated as fibroblast growth factor 16. The record is from RefSeq and is a predicted model, not a curated record. Gene Ontology annotation, molecular function: growth factor activity. Lineage: Eukaryota; Metazoa; Chordata; Chondrichthyes; Orectolobiformes; Hemiscylliidae.
UUCGUUAAAUNCUCUCUCUCUCUGUCACUAUCUACCAUGGUAUAACUGGAAACGUUUCUUAAAUAAAACUCUCCCGAGCCACGUUGGCAGCUGCACCUUCUUAUAGGAACCGGGAGUGUUAUUAUUGCUGUGAGGGAGCCGGCUGCAGUUGGGUGAUUUCAUCAGGAGGGGUUGGAGUUGCCAACUGCUGGUAUGCAUCAGUGGAGUUUGCUGGGUUUUUUUCCCCUGUAGUGUGUGUGUGUUUUUAUACAGUUAACAAUGGGUUGUAGCUCUCGCAGGUCGAACCCAAUCAAUCUGAGAGGCGAUUAGCCGUAGGCAUGCCAGGCGGGGCUUAUUUAAGUAUCGAAUAUGUCAAUGUGCGAGUAUGUAUAUAAACAGCUGCUUUCAUCUGAUUCCCCGGGACUUCAGUAAUGAAAUUUAAGCGGAGAUUAAUGCGCCGGGAUCUCUAUAAACGGAGCAGUCAAAACAGAGUCGUCUCGCCUGUUAUUUGACACGAGGGGCUGCAUCGGGCGCGGUUCCCCAAGUCAGUGAAGCUGACUGUGAGCAGAGAGUGUCACUGAUCCCCCAUGACCCUGAUGGCCGAGGUCGGCAGCUACCUGGGAGCCCUGGACACAGACAUACACGCCGUCUCUCUUGGGAAUAUGCCGGUGCUUGCCCAGGCGGACUCCCCCGGCUUCCUGAACGAAAGGCUCGGCCAGAUCGAAGGCAGGCUCCAGAGGGGAACCCCCACAGACUUCGCCCACCUCAAAGGCAUCCUCCGGCGGAGGCAGCUGUACUGCAGGACCGGCUUCCACUUGGAAAUCUUCCCGAACGGCACGGUGCACGGUACCCGGCGGGAUCACAGCCGCUUCGGGAUCCUGGAGUUCAUAAGCCUAGCGGUGGGACUGGUCAGCAUUCGUGGGGUGGACUCGGGACUUUACCUGGGGAUGAACGAGAGAGGCGAACUCUAUGGGUCGAAAAAGUUAACAUCUGAAUGCGUAUUUCGGGAACAAUUUGAAGAGAACUGGUAUAAUACCUAUGCAUCAACUUUGUAUAGACACACAGAUACUGGGAGACAUUAUUACGUGGCUUUGAAUAAAGAUGGUUCCCCACGGGAAGGAUACAGGACUAAACGGCAUCAAAAAUUUACUCACUUUUUACCUAGACCCGUGGAACCUGAAAAAGUUCCAACAUUAUACAGAGACCUCUUGAACUAUAGUUGAUAAAACUCUGCUGCCUUGCAUGUGUUGUACAUACGCGGGAGCUUUAGCUAUUCUGGGGAGCAGUGCCAACAAGGAACUCGUGGCCAUUUCAGAGACGACCACUUUGGUUGAAUUCGUUACCACUAUUAAUACUAUCAAGCCUUUGUGAAGUGCACAGUCCCAGGAUUUUUUUUUUAAUACUCACACAUCUAUAUUCUCCACUGAAUAUUGCUUCUAGAUAUUUGUUAAGGAGGCAAGGAACAAAAAGACUCGGAGACAAUGGACACUUUUAUUGCUGGAAAGAAACAAAAGGCCACGAAGUGGUGAUAAACGCUGCUGCAAAUAAAGAAGCUUUGAGCUAAAAGUUAUAUAUUUAUCAAAAGUUGAUAUAUUUCCGAUCUGUGGAUGACACACUGCUGAAAGCAGAUAUUUACUAUGCGACAUGGAAGAGAAGAGCCAACAAGAUAUAAGAUUCCCAGUCUUUAGAAUGGGCUAAAAUUAUGACAUGGACACUGUACAAAUGGACAUAAUAUUAUUUAUAGAAAUGUCAAUAUUAUAUUUAUUUUAUAUAUUUAUUUAUUACAUAGACUAUAUUUUUAAUGACAAUGUAUAGACCAGAUUGCAGUCUGGAAGGAUUAGAUCCUACUGAAAUGUAAAUGACCACUUUUAAGUUAUGAAGAUCUAUGAAUGUUGAGUUCAAAAGAUUAUGGACCAUAAAUAAAACACUUUGUUCAAAGCAAAACUUAUAUUGUACAAUUAACAUGUUGCUUGUUCACUCUUAAUAAAAAGAAAUCAUGAUUUAAAUUUAACAUGUAACAAAUAUUCAAACAUGUUUCUAAAUCAGUUGUUGCAAAACUCUUAUUUUCCACCAAGUUAGACAAGCGGGAUGUUAAUAUUUGUUUAAAAUAAUUUGCAAGUUUUCUUUAUACCAGUAGUUUAACAUAUUUGACCAGUUACCUUUAGUUAUUGCUUGUUUGCUCCUCUUUGGGCCAGUUUCAGAAAUAAACUCUCUUUCCAAUGUAAAUGAGCUCAUGAUGCUAAGUAAAAUAUUAACAAACCUUUAUUCAUUUCCAAAAGUGAAGGACUUGCCAUGUUUCCAGUAAUUUUUGAUGUUUUAAUUUUUUGGUGCAUAGCCCUGUAUAAUCAUUCACAGGAUUCAGCUAUUUUUCAGAUGGAGUCAAACAUUAAAGUACUUUGACCCACGAAACAAGUCUUAG